Paramecium tetraurelia is the source of this 337-nucleotide messenger RNA. RefSeq lists its product as uncharacterized. Lineage: Eukaryota; Ciliophora; Oligohymenophorea; Peniculida; Parameciidae. The record is from RefSeq and is a predicted model, not a curated record. The transcript is spliced from 2 exons.
AUGAAUCAAUAAACUCAGGAUCCAUUUUAAAAUUACAUGAAUUAGUUUAACCAAUAGAACAACAAUACUAAAAUAGUUAUUCAGGAACAGCCAUAAAAUAUUUAGGUUCAAUAAGGCAACGGAGGUUUGUCAAAUCUGACAGCUUAUUAAAAAGUAUUCAAGACAACAGCAGAUGGUAAAGUUGUCUGCAAUUUCGAAGAUGUGAAAAAGUACAUAGAAAGUGAAACUCGUACAGAGAUUAUCCCUAAAACUAAUUCUGGAAUUAAACGCAUAGUAGAAAUAGAACAUAAAAUGUGAAAAUAUAUUAUACAAUUUAGAAAAUUAAUUCUAUUCCAUU